Messenger RNA from Penicillium brevicompactum, 948 nucleotides. RefSeq names its product rRNA-binding ribosome biosynthesis protein UTP23. Bases 1 to 948 code for a protein of 315 amino acids. Gene Ontology annotation, molecular function: small ribosomal subunit rRNA binding. The record is from RefSeq and is a predicted model, not a curated record. Gene Ontology annotation, cellular component: nucleolus; small-subunit processome. NCBI's taxonomy places the organism in Eukaryota, Fungi, Ascomycota, Eurotiomycetes, Eurotiales, Aspergillaceae. The transcript is spliced from 3 exons.
AUGAGGGCCAAACGUUCAAAGAAGUAUCGCAAGCUUAUGCACCAGUAUGAGCUGACCUUCGGUUUCCGAGAGGCCUACCAGGUUCUGGUUGACUCGAAUUUCCUUCGCGCGACUGACCAAUUCAAAAUGGAGCUGAUUCCUGCCCUCGAGCGCACAGUUCAAGGCAAGGUCAAGCCUCUAUUGACCAAGUGCUCACUCGCCGCGAUCAUGGCCGCGCAACCCAUCAACCCCAAAACCGAAAAGCCAUACCGACCUCUCUUUCUCCCCCCUCCCACAGAACUUCCUCUCCGCCACUGCUCGCACAACGCAGACUCAACACCAAUCGAUGAGAUCGAGUGUCUGCUCUCACUUCUUUCCCCCGGUUCAGACGUGAAGAAAAACAAAGAGCACUACAUCCUCGCUACAGCGGAGCCAAUCCUCCGCAAGACAAACCCCAACGAACCAAAGCGGAAAUGGAAGACCGAGGAUGACCGCAAGGAAGAGGAAGCCAUGCGCCGAUCGAAGCUUCUGCGCUCAUCAGCCCGCUCCAUCCCCGGUGUCCCAAUCAUCUACGUCAAGCGCUCAGUCAUGGUUCUCGAGCCGCUGAGCAACCCAUCUGAGAUGGUGCGGGAUGGUCACGAGCGCGGCAAAUUCCGCGCCGGCCUAGACGUGGAAGAAUCACUCGGGAAGCGGAAGCGUGAUGGCGAGGGAGAUGAUGAGGAUGUAUCCGAUGAAGAGCCGAAGAAGAAGCGCACACCUAAGGUGAAGGGGCCCAAUCCCCUCAGUGUGAAGAAGGCUAAGAAGCGUUCUGAUGCACCGGCGCCUAAAAAGAAGGAGGUCGUUGCAGAGGCUGAGGGUGAUGAUGCUGCGCCUAAGCCUAAGCGCAAGCGCCGUCACAAUAAGGGUGUUCAUUGGGAGAUUGAGGAUGCUGCUGAGGCGCAACCUGCGGACGCGGAUGUUGAAGCUUGA